GAGGGCUUCCUUCAGGGCUGCAGCAAGGCCUUCAGCGAGCGUCGGCCUCCGCGCAGACGCCUCCUGAGUGUCUUGCUCUGCUCCGGGACUCUUCUGGGAGGGAGAAGGUGGCCUUCUUGCGCGAGGUCAGAGAAUUGUCGCGCCGGUUCACAAGCGAUUGCUGAAACCCACAGAAGUUCAUGCGUAUAUGCUUAAGAACAGUUCUUAGGGGGGUUUUAGUUUUUUUGUGUUUCUUUCCGCACUGUGGAUCAAGAUCAAGAAAAUCUAGUGCCUUAUUUUGGAAGUCUGAGUUUUCCAAAUAUUGAGGGUUUUAUGUGUAAAAGCAACACGUGAAAAAAUAAUUUUCUUCAACCAGUGCUGUCUUCCAGUUUCCUCUUUGGGGGGAAGGGUAGUUACUGCGGUUCCUAAAAUAAAAUUACUUAUUGCUAAAGUUCCCCAACAGGAAGACCACUACUUUUGAUGACUUCGCAAGUUUACUAACUACUGGAACCGUAACUUUAUAAACGAACUACUUAUAUUUUUGAUUUUCAGUUGUAUUACCUGCCCCAUAUUUAGGUAGAAGCAGCUUGAUUUGAAUUCUGAGUAAGGUUGUUGCACUUAGUUAAAAAUACAUAUUUGAAGUGAGCAAGUGUGGGUCUGUGGACAGUAGUGAUUUUUCCUGUCAAUUCUUGUUGCUUCAGAUGAAAUGUACCAGACAGAAAUGGGUUUGUUUCGUUUUGAGAUGGAGUUUCGCUCUUGUCUCCCAGGCUGGAGUGCAGUGGUGCUAUCUUGGGUUCAGUCGAUUCUCCUGCCUCAGCCUCCCACGUUGCUGGGAUUACAAGCAUGCCCCACCAUGCCUGGCUAAUUUUUGUAUUUUCAGUAGAAACGGGAUUGCAUCAUGUUGGUCAGGCUGGUCUUGAACCCCUGAUCCUUACCUCAAGUGAUCCGCCCGCCUCGUCCUCCCAAAGUGCUAGGAAUACAGGUGUGAGCCACCACAGCCAGCCAGAAAUGGGUUGUGGAAAAAGCAGUAAACAAAAUCAGGAACUUGGAUUCAUAUGACAGCUCUGCUAUUAACUGUAAUGGGGGACAGACCAGUUAACCUACUCUUCUGUCUUCUGUGAGCUGAGUAUUAGAUAUCUGAUUCCCAAAGGCCUGUUGAACUCCGAAUGACUUUAAAUACCUCUUGAGUAGGUACAGGGUUUUGGUAACUGAUGCUAGGUGCUGAAUAAAUGAAAGUGCUGAAUGAAUGAAGCCGGUAAAAUAGGAGGAAGCCUGAUUGGUAAGGCAGGGGUAUACUUAAUAGCUCUCUAGUUUAUUGUUACUGAAGUGGUUAACUUUUGUUUUUUUUUUAAGGAAGGAAAAAGCAUUCUAAGAAUAACGAGGCAGAUUGCAUGUUGCACAAGAGACUGUUGUCUGUAUUCAACAAUAUCUUUUGAGUGUCCACAGUCUGCCAGGCGCUAUGCUAGGCCCUCACUGUUGGGUAGUGAACAAGACAAUGUCCCUGCACCCACGGAGCUUAUUGUCUGCUUGGAUAAACAGACAAUAAAGCAAACAAAUCUCUCUUCUCCCUCCUGCUCCAUUGAAAGGCAAAGAACAAGAGAAGACCUCAGAUGUCAAGUCUAUUAAAGCUUCAAUAGCCGUACAUUCCCCACAAAAAAGCACUAAAAAUCACGCCUUGCUGGAGGCUGCAGGACCAAGUCAUGUUGCAAUCAAUGCCAUUUCUGCCAACAUGGACUCCUUUUCAAGUAGCAGGACAGCCACACUUAAGAAGCAGCCAAGCCACAUGGAGGCCGCUCAUUUUGGUGACCUGGGCAGAUCUUGUCUGAACUACCAGACUCAAGAGACCAAAUCAAGCCUUUCUAAGACCCUAGAACAAGUCUUGCACGAUACUGUUGUCCUCCCUUAUUUCAUUCAAUUCAUGGAACUUCGGAGAAUGGAGCAUUUGGUGAAAUUUUGGUUAGAGGCUGAAAGUUUUCACUCAACUACUUGGUCGCGAAUAAGAGCACACAGUCUAAACACAGUGAAGCAGAGCUCACUGGCUGAGCCUGUCUCUCCAUCUAAAAAACACAAAACUACAGCAUCUUUUUUAACUGAUUCUCUUGACAAGAGAUUGGAGGAUUAUGGCUCAGCACAGUUGUUUAUGACUCAUUCAGAAGGAAUUGACCUGAAUAAUAGAACUAACUACACUCAGAAUCACUUGCUACUUUCCCAGGAAUGUGACAGUGCCCAUUCUCUCCAUCUUGAAAUGGCCAGAGCUCCUGCUCAUCAAGUUUCCAUGGAAACCCAAGAAUCUUCCUCCACACUUACAGUAGCCAGUAGAAAUAGUCCCGCUUCUCCACUAAAAGAAUUGUCAGGAAAACUAAUGAAAAGUAUAGAACAAGAUGCAGUGAAUACUUUUACCAAAUAUAUAUCUCCAGAUGCUGCUAAACCAAUACCAAUUACAGAAGCAAUGAGAAAUGACAUCAUAGCAAAGAUUUGUGGAGAAGAUGGACAGGUAGAUCCCAACUGUUUCGUUUUGGCACAGUCCAUAGUCUUUAGUGCAAUGGAACAAGAGCACUUUAGUGAGUUUCUGCGAAGUCACCAUUUCUGUAAAUACCAGAUUGAAGUGCUGACCAGUGGAACUGUUUACCUGGCUGACAUUCUCUUCUGUGAGUCAGCCCUCUUUUAUUUCUCUGAGUACAUGGAAAAAGAGGAUGCAGUGAAUAUCUUACAAUUCUGGUUGGCAGCAGAUAACUUCCAGUCUCAGCUUGCUGCCAAAAAGGGCCAAUACGAUGGACAGGAGGCACAGAAUGAUGCCAUGAUUUUAUAUGACAAGUACUUCUCCCUCCAAGCCACACACCCUCUUGGAUUUGAUGAUGUUGUACGAUUAGAAAUUGAAUCCAAUAUCUGCAGAGAAGGUGGGCCACUCCCCAACUGUUUCACAACUCCAUUACGUCAGGCCUGGACAACCAUGGAGAAGGUCUUUUUGCCUGGCUUUUUGUCCAGCAAUCUUUAUUAUAAAUAUUUGAAUGAUCUCAUCCAUUCGGUUCGAGGAGAUGAAUUUCUGGGCGGGAACGUGUCGCUGACUGCUCCUGGCUCUGUUGGCCCUCCUGAUGAGUCUCACCCAGGGGGUUCUGACAGCUCUGCAUCUCAGUCCAGCAUGAAAAAAGCCAGUAUUAAAAUACUGAAAAAUUUUGAUGAAGCGAUAAUAGUGGAUGCUGCAAGUCUGGAUCCAGAAUCUUUAUAUCAACGGACAUAUGCCGGGAAGAUGACAUUUGGAAGAGUCAGUGACUUGGGGCAAUUCAUUCGAGAAUCUGAGCCUGAACCUGAUGUAAAGAAAUCAAAAGGAUCCAUGUUCUCACAAGCUAUGAAGAAAUGGGUGCAAGGAAAUACUGAUGAGGCCCAGGAAGAGCUAGCUUGGAAGAUUGCUAAAAUGAUAGUCACUGACGUUAUGCAACAAGCACAGUAUGAUCAACCAUUAGAGAAGUCUACAAAGUUAUGACUCAAAACGAGAUAAAAGGAAAUCUGCUUUUGAAAAAUAAGAGAACUUUUUUCCCUUGGUUGGAUUCUUCAACACAGCCAAUGAAAACAGCACUGUAUUUCUUUUCACUGAUCUGUCACUGUUGUUUCCAGGAGAGAAUGGGAGACAAUUCUGGACGCUACCAUAAUGCAGUUACCUGUAGGCCUAAUUGAUGCACAUGACAUUCAUACAAUGAGAGUCUUAAAGAUACUAAAUGGUAUUGUUUACAUUACUAGAAAAUUAUUAGUUUUCCAAUGGCAAUAACCCAUUUAUGAGAGAGUUCCAGCCCACUGGAAUAGACAGGGACCACAUCCUGUGGGAGGCAGAGAAGCAAAGAACUGAUACUUGAUGUACACUUGUAGCAGUAACUCAUCCCUAAUAGCAUCGUAAAGCAGGUGCCAUAAGUGCUUUGCUUUGUCCUCCCAAAGCAGGUGAGUCAGCCCCACAAAGAGCCAGGCAGAUCUGAGUGGCAGCGUGGUGCUAGCAGCUUCAGUGGAACAGGGUGAGAGUUUAUUAUGCAGUCUUCCUUCACAGUGGCAUUAAUUUGGAAGAAAGUUGACAAGUCAUGGGUCAGGUUUCAGUGACUUCUUCCUCCCUUUGAUGGCAGUAUACAGUUUUCACAUUUUAAUUCUUCCUGAGAUGCAGUAUGCUUAAAACCAUUCUCUCCCCUGCUAACAGAAGGGUGAAUCUGGUUUACUCUGAGCAUUAGGAUUUGCGCCUCUGGAAUUCUACACUCCAGUUUCUUAACUUUCCCUUCAGAAUACAUGUGGAAAGAAAGAAUUAUAGUGAUGACUCCAGUUUUUCCCCUGUGGCCCCUUGAACAAAACAGUUUUUCCCAAAUUAUAAUUCUUUUUUUUAUUAAGGUGAGCAGGGUGGUUGGGGAGAGAGAAACAUUUGACUUUGUUUGACUGGCUCCCCCAUUCUUUGCUGUGAGCUGGGAAGUGUGCAGUUGGUGGUCUUUCGUCUUUCUUCAGGACAGUAGGAGACUCAUUCACUGCACUUCUGCUCAGGUGGCUUCUGCAUCGGGACCUCACAGCCAUCAGCAAAGCUGCUCAGUUGGUGAGCACACUCCAUUGACCACGUGGUGCCAGUGCUUCCUCAAUGCACGAUUGAGAGAAAAGAAAGUUCUCUUAGAUGUUUCUGCUUUUGCUCAGACUUUGCAAAAAAAAAAUAUAUAUAUAUGUAUAAAUAUAUAAUUAUUUACUUUUGUCCUUGAGAAAGUCUUGAAUGAACAGAGAAUUUAUUCCAUUGCAAUAUUUGAUUGUAUAGAGGCACACUGUUUGAUCAACAGAAGAAGCAGAAAGGCUUUGUGUAAGUUUUUGGUACUAUGUACCACCUCUGUUAUUCUUCUAAAGCUGAAGUAUUCAUGUACUUAAACCAUAUGAUAUUUAAUUGUGUUUGAUUUAAAAAAUAUAUAUAUAUAUAUGAAUU
This is a messenger RNA of Callithrix jacchus (white-tufted-ear marmoset), 4909 nucleotides long. Lineage: Eukaryota; Metazoa; Chordata; Mammalia; Primates; Cebidae. The record is from RefSeq and is a predicted model, not a curated record.